CUCUGCUGCCAUAUCCGAGGGAACCAGUUUGAAUUUUGCUUAGUCAAUGCUUAAUGCUACAUCCAAGCGCUCAAGAGAGUAGAGAUACGCGCCGGAGAACCUUGAGCAGUAAUAAUCUCAACUGUGGGAAUGAAAAUUUAGCGCUGAUAUCAGUUGUUGUGCGAUGGAGCGUUGGUCUGGUCGCGUGGCAAUCGUAACAGGGGCGAGCGCUGGCAUUGGGGCUGCCACCGCUCGCGCUCUAGCUGAGGGAGGGAUGAAGGUGGUCGGCGUCGCUAGAAGGGCAGAACGCGUUCAGAAUUUGGCAGAUGAGCUUAAAAAGGAAAAAGUGAAAGGCGAAUUACACGCUAUCCAAGGUGACGUCAGUUUGGAGGAAGACGUGAAAAGAGUUAUCAAAUGGACCAGAGACACUUUAGGCGGGGUCGACGUUCUUGUCAACAACGCUGGACUUGCUCCUCUCACGCUCUUAUCUGAGCUGGAUGCCUCUGUCAUGAAAAAGAUUUUUGAAACAAACGUGUUUGGGCUUUGUUAUUUCACCAGCGAAGCUCUGAAAGAUAUGAAAUCAAGAGGUGUAGACGACGGCCACAUUGUGCACGUUAGCAGUGUUGCUGGCACUUACAUUCCCGACUUCUCCGGUACUGGACCUUACGCUGCAAGCAAGCACAGCGUCAAAGUUUUUACUGAGAUUCUGAGGAGGGAGAUGAGAGACAUGAAAACUAAAAUGAGAGUCACGUGCAUUUGUCCUGGAUUGGUUGAAACUGAAAUUUUCAGUGCUUCUGGAUUUCCCGAGGAUGCGCAAAAAGGUCUAUCUAACGAACCGAAUUUGAAAGCUAAAGAUGUUGCUGAUGCCAUUAUUUUUGCCGUUUCUGCUCCACCUCAUGUGCAGAUUCACGACAUUGUCAUGCAUCCUACAGGGGAAAAGUUUUAAUCAUUUUUAAUUAAUAGUUUUGCUUCAAAUUAAUGACACCUACUUAACUUAGUCAAUAUUUUUGAUUAUUCCAGGAACUGCUGAAUAUGAAUAAAAUACAACAUAAUUUAGCAUAAUAACCUUUUUCAUAUCUUUUUAAUAAUUUAUUAUAUAAUUUUUUUACACAUUUUUAAAAUUUACCAUGCUAGACUAAUCUCAGCAUAAACACAGAAAAAUAUAGAAAGUUUGAAUUAGAUUAUUCAAAUUCAAAAACAAAUUAUUAUUUUUUCUUAAAAUGUGGCAUUUUUAAAAGAAAUAGGAGAACUAUAAAAAUAAGAAAGUGGUAAGCGCAAACAUUUCUUUUUUACAAACGAUCGCAUAUCUUAUUUCAAUCUCCUAUGUGUUAAUACUUAUAACAAAAAAACAGUAUAUAUGUAUAUUUUAAUUUGUUCUCACAGCAUCAGGAAUAGAAUUCGCAACUUGAAUUUUUUUGUAAAAUAAUUUUAAACCCAUUUUAAGUCAGCCUCUUGCGUUUACGACAGCAAUUUCGCAAACUCUGGAAUUUGAAAACCAAAAUAAAUAAUCAAAAAUUUUAAAACAAUUGAAAAUCUUUCACCUUCAUAAUUAAUUCUUCCAUCCCUGUCAAUGUCUGCAAUGCUAAGCAUUUCAUUCAGCUCAGUUUCGGUCACCGGCUCACCAAUAAUUUCCAUUGCUGACCUUAGCUCGUCCUGAAUUAAAAAUAUUAUAUUAUUAUUGUUGUUGUUUUUAAUUUGUCCACAUAUUACAAAAUAUAUCAAGAUUUUUGUAUUAAUUAUAUAAAUAUAAUGAUGUAUAUACCUUUGUGAUAAACCCAUUGGAGUCCUUGUCGAAGACCCUGAAGGCCGCGAUCAGGUCUUGACUCGCGUCCUCUUCAUCAAGGGACACGGUAUUCAGUCUGCUUGCCAGGCUCUCGGGGGCAUCGGAAGUGCCGGCGGCGGCGGCGGUCACGGCCUCAAUGGCCGUAACCCAUUGCAAAAACUCGGCCUCGUUGACCAAACUUGCACCUAGUUAUUUUGUGAACAUAAAAGUCAAUAAGCGAUUUAAAAUAAUUUGUGUUAAAAAGAUAUAAUUAAAUACAUAUAGGUGUGGGAAUCAGAGACUAUUUUGUUACUUAGUCUUAUUUUGAUAAAAAUCUGCAUGAAUUAUGAAAAAUCUGCAUGGUUGAAAUCCAUCAUGAAUUAUGAUUCAGAGAAUUUUAAAAGAAAAAAAUAUCUAAAAGCGUCAAAUUCAAGAAAAAUCCAUCUAAUUGUAAGUACCACAUUCUUCGUGCUCCUAAAAUCGUCUUAAAUUAUUUACCAUUUUGCCAGAAAUGCGUCUGAAUUUUUGAAACUUCCAAAUAAAUGGUUUUCCUCGAUAAUUUAAAUUUAGUUGAAUAUUUUGACUUACCAGAUUCACUUGCCUGAGCAAGGAGUUCGGUGAGGAAUUCUGAAUUGACGUUGAUUCCUAAAUUUGUCAACAUAUGCUGCAGUUCUCCUGCAGUUACCCUUCCAUCUCUGUCACGGUCUAACAAACCAAACGCAGUUCGCAAUUCUGAAAGUAAAAAUUUCGAUGAGAUGGAAACUUUAUUUAUUUUUUUAUUUUUAUGAAAUUUGAAAUUUAAUCAUAAAAAUAAGUUUUCAUUGAAAUUAUUGAUAUUUGUUAACAUGUAAAAGUUUCAAAACUUUUUAAAUAACAGUAAGUUUGUACCUUCUCAGAAUAACACACAAAAUAAGCUAGGUUU
Neocloeon triangulifer is the source of this 2663-nucleotide messenger RNA. RefSeq names its product farnesol dehydrogenase-like. The transcript is spliced from 7 exons. The coding region runs from base 164 to 925 and encodes 253 amino acids. Gene Ontology annotation, molecular function: oxidoreductase activity. NCBI's taxonomy places the organism in Eukaryota, Metazoa, Arthropoda, Insecta, Ephemeroptera, Baetidae. The record is from RefSeq and is a predicted model, not a curated record.